This is a messenger RNA of Adineta steineri, 2289 nucleotides long. The record is from the annotation of a GenBank genome assembly. NCBI's taxonomy places the organism in Eukaryota, Metazoa, Rotifera, Eurotatoria, Adinetida, Adinetidae.
AUGGCAUUGUCAACUUAUAAUACUGAAUUACCAUUUCGUAAUAGUGUAUCAAAAAAUCCAUCAGAACGAACAACGCAGGAUUUAACUAUAAUCAAUGCUUAUUUGAAACAUUUGGAAGCAUUAUCAUCACUUCGUGAAUCAAAUAUUCGUAAUUUGAGUAAAACAAUUCGUUAUGAAAAUCAUGAUGCACAUCAUGUUUUAUUUAGUCGUGGUGAAUUAAAUACCUGUUGGUAUAUUCUUUUAUCUGGUUCAAUUUUUAUUGAAUCUACAAUGUAUUUACCACGAGCUAGUUUUGGUAAACGAACUCCUAGUAAUCAAUAUCGGAUCAAUGAAUGUGUUGUGCUCGAACCAUCGGAAAUGCUUGUUAUUGAUUAUCCCGAGCUCGACCAUGCUUUGCAAAAUACGGAAUCAUUGAAGCAUAUCGUUAGUAAACAUAAUCGUCAACAAGAACAAGCUAUAACUCUAGUAGAAGAACAGCAUACUUCUAUUAUGGAUUCUGGUACAAUACCGACGAUUAAUCGAAAAAAAAGCAUACAAAAUCGACAGCGAUCUGUAACAGUUGGCAAUAUGAAUGAUAUACAUUCAUCGAUGAUUCGUAGUUCACAUUCACGUGCUAGUGAUACAUCAAGUGCUUAUUCUGGAUCAGAUCUUAUGCAAUCAUCAACAAAUGGUGAAGAUUGUUUAAUGAUAAAUAAUGGGGAAAAUGGUCUAGGACAAAAUGAUGAUGUUGGAUUAAGUCGUUGUUUAAGUAUUCAUGAAAGUGAUGAUGAAUCUGAAACAUCAUCUGAACAUUCAUUUCCUAUUCAUGAUCAUAUACGAGAAGUUUUAAUGAAAGAAGCCAGUGAUCGUACUGAUGAUGAUAUUGAAGCUAUUUUAGAAUUUCUUCUACAUUUUCCUGCAUUUGCAAAUUUAACAUUACAUGUUCGACGUGAACUAUGUAAAGUCCUUGUCUAUGCUCAAGUUGAAAAAGCUCAAACUAUUGUUAUGAAUGAUGGUGAACGUUAUGAUUCUUGGUCAGUUAUUAUAAAUGGUACUGUUGAUGAUGAAACAGUUGAUGGAGAACGUAUACGUCGAUUAACCGUUGGAGAAAGUUUUGGUUGUGGCCCAACACUUGAUCAAUAUUGUCAUACGGGUAUCAUGAAAACUUGUGUUGAUGAUUGUCAAUUUGUUGUUGUUGCACAAAAUGAUUAUUAUGCAAUAUUAAAUCAAGGAGAAAAAAAUAUUAGAAAAAUUGAAGAAGGUGAACGAACUGUUAUGGUUAAAGAAAUACGAAUUGAUGAUGAUGAAUAUCGUAUACCACGUGAAAUAGUUAUAAAGGCAACAACUGAAAAAUUACUUGACUUAUUAGUUGAUGAAGAUCAAUUAAUUGAUGAUCCUUAUUAUGUUCAAGAUUUUCUUUUAACUUAUCGAACAUUUAUUAAUGAUCCAAUGAUAAUAGCCGAUAAAUUACUUCAUCAUUUCGAUGAAAAUAUUAGCUUACAAUCAUGUGUACAUACUGCACGUGUUGUUUUAUCUUGGGUUAAUAAUCAUUACAAUGAUUUUGAAACAAAUACAAAACUAUAUGAAUUUCUUGAAAUAUUCGAUGAUCGAUUACAACAUCAUGAAACAGAAGAAAUUCGAUCGUGGAGAUAUUUAAUUGAUUUAGCUUGUUUUACAAAAGCUAGUCGACGUUAUGUUACAAUAACACGAUCAACACGAGAUGAUAUUUUAAAUUUUAAUAUACUUGGUGGAACUGACACAUUAGCAAAUAAUGGAAUAUUUGUAUCAAAAGUUGAAAAAAAUUCGAAACCAUAUGAAGCUGGUUUACGCCGAGGCGAUCAGAUUCUUAGUGUUAAUGGACAAUCUUUCAAUGAUUCAACUCAUGUUCAUGCACUUGAAAUUCUUCGUAGUACAACUCAUUUAUCUUUAACUGUAAAAAAUAAUUUAAUGGGUCUUAAUGAUAUUGUUAAUCCUGAAAGAUCCUCCAAUCGUAAAAAACGUUAUGAUUUGACUACAUGUGAACAAGAAAUUCGGAAUAAAUUAUAUGUUUCGACUCCUGUACGUUCUGUAUCAAUGACUCCAACAACAAAUAAUACACCAUCUGGAUUAGCGAAUAGUCCAUCGGAUCCUUAUACUCCCGAUCCUUCAUCAUCAAAUCAAUUACGUCCGCCAUUAUCAACAAUAACUCCAACAAAAACUAAUCUUUCAACUGAAUAUCCCGAAAAAACGAAACCACGUCCAUUAACUAAACGUAUGGGUAUUAAGCGUGCCGUUUUGCAAAGAUUCAAAAUUACAAAAAAUAACAGGUAA